AUGUCAGGCGGUCGUUGUUGUGUUUCAGAAUACGGUCUGAUGUGGGAUGAGAUCCCACUACACAGAUGGCGAGAGGCAUGGCGGGAGACGUUAGAUGGUCGCAUGGAGGAUUACAAGGUCCUCAAAGUAUGCAGUACACACUUUGAUCAGAAGAAGGAUAUGAGAGACUAUAAGGGAGGAAAAAUCCUUAGAAUAGGCAGACUCCCUAAGCUGAAACUCUCUAAACGGAAGGCUAGUUCCUUUGUGGUGGAAAACAGGCCGGUAGAUGGCACACCGGGACGUGAAUCAAAUCCGAUCAGCAGUUAA
Sphaeroforma arctica JP610 is the source of this 306-nucleotide messenger RNA. RefSeq lists its product as hypothetical. The transcript has a single exon. The coding region runs from base 1 to 306 and encodes 101 amino acids. Lineage: Eukaryota; Ichthyosporea; Ichthyophonida. The record is from RefSeq and is a predicted model, not a curated record.